CAGAUUGCGUCAGGAAUGAACCACUUGGCGUCGCUGGGCAUCGUGCACCGCGAUCUGGCAGCCCGCAAUGUGCUUGUGGAUAUGCACCAAGUUUGUCGCCUAUGCGAUUAUGGGCUGGCCCGUGAAGGAGCCGUGUAUAUGCGUGCCCACGCACGCUCCAUGCCCAUUGCUUGGAUGAGUCCCGAAGCCAUAUCACAUGGCACCUUUAGUCAGCAAUCAGAUGUGUGGGCAUUUGGCGUUGUCUUGUAUGAGAUUUACAGCUGGGGUGCACAACCUUACGGUGGCAUGGGGACAGAACAAGUUAUUGACUUUGUUCGCAAUGGGCGCCGGCUGCCCGCACCCGUGGGCACACCAGAUAGCGCCAAGCAGCUCAUGACGCGCUGCUGGAGUGCGCGCGCCGACGAGCGCCCAACCUUU
Molecule: messenger RNA, 417 nt
Organism: Monosiga brevicollis MX1
Lineage: Eukaryota; Choanoflagellata; Craspedida; Salpingoecidae
Exons: 3
Biological process (GO): cell surface receptor protein tyrosine kinase signaling pathway; positive regulation of kinase activity; multicellular organism development
Cellular component (GO): signaling receptor complex
Molecular function (GO): transmembrane receptor protein tyrosine kinase activity; ATP binding
Source: RefSeq, a predicted model, not a curated record